Acanthosepion pharaonis is the source of this 504-nucleotide messenger RNA. The record is from the annotation of a GenBank genome assembly. NCBI's taxonomy places the organism in Eukaryota, Metazoa, Mollusca, Cephalopoda, Sepiida, Sepiidae.
AUGGAACCCGCGCCACUCAAGAAUACAACACAAAGAUUGUUAUAUUUACCAUACAUGAUGUAUUACUUACUUCUGACAUACUUGAUCCAAGUAAUAAUUGUUAUCUAUCUAUCUAUCUAUCUAUCUAUAUGUUUAUAUCUAUGUGCAUAUCUAUCUAUCUAUCUAUCUAUCUAUCUAUCUAUCUAUGUGCAUAUUUAUCUAUCUGAAAAGUUUCGUCUUCUGUUGGUAUCUAUUCUUUCCUUCUUUCCUUCCUUCAUUCCUUCAUUCUUAUCUAUCUAUCUAUCUAUCUAUCUAUCUAUCUAUCUAUCUAUCUAUCUAUCUAUCUAUUAUCUAUCUAUCUAUGUAUGUAUGUGUUCCUUCCUUCCUUCCUCCCUUUUUUCCUUCCUUCCUUCAAUCCUUUCUUCCUUUUUAUCUAUCUAUCUAUCUAUCUAUCUAUCUAUCUAUCUAUCUAUCUAUCUAUCUAUCUAUCGUAAACUGUUCGGAGCUGUGAAUGCACCUCUAUAA